AUGUCGACGCUCUUCAUCGCUCUCCAAUGCUGCCAAUGCUCCACCAUGCAGGUGAAGCAGAAGAAGAAAUGCAGCAACAAAUGGAAUUGCGCGAUCUGCAAUCAGAAGCAAUCGGUUCGAAGAGUCUUUGCCCAGGGAUUCAUGGCCAAGGACGUUCGCAAGUUCGUUCAGGACUUCAACAUGUCGCGCAAGUCCAUCGAUGACGGAGAAUGGCCUCUCGCCGAAACCCUAGAUCCGUCGCCGGAAAUCCCCGACGGCGAAGUCAACCUUCAAAAGAAGAGGACCGAUUGGUCCGCAUACCUCGACCAAGAGGAUCAUCACACUCUCGAGGAGCCACAACAAGAUCACGAUGGAGAUGAUUGUGAGCCACUUGUUGUUACUGAGUUGCAGAAGGGUAUGUUCAAGAAACGCAGGGUGGUGGAGGAAACUACUGCAGGAAGUGACAAGUUUUUCAACAGGUCCUUUGUUCAUAAUUCUCAAGAGGAGCCACUGAUAGCAAGAAUUACAUCAUUGACAGAAAACAAUGUAAAGAGAAACAAUUAUGUUGAAAAUUGCAAACCAACAAGCAGUAAGGUAGUCUCCAAAUGGAAAGUUUACAUGACUGAAUAUAAUGACAAUGUAGAGUUUGAACUGAAGAAAAACAUGGAUGAUCAUUCAGAUCCAUGGAACAUCAACCUCUUAGAGACCAUACCAAGUGAAAAAGUAGAAGAUGAUAUUCACCCAGAUUUUAUUUGA
Molecule: messenger RNA, 735 nt
Organism: Sphenostylis stenocarpa
Lineage: Eukaryota; Viridiplantae; Streptophyta; Magnoliopsida; Fabales; Fabaceae
Source: the annotation of a GenBank genome assembly